AUGGAUCGGUCGAAAACCGACUCUGGUAUUGUGAUCAUCAGCACCAACUCUGCGGGAUCGUUCUUCACUACUACGUCUGAGUUCCCUAACUUGACUAGUUACACGACGACAUGGACGACUACUAAUUCCGACGGUUCGUUCGAAACCGACUCUGGUAUUGUGAUCAUCAGCACCAACUCUGCGGGAUCGUUCUUCACUACUACGUCUGAGUUCCCUAACUUGACUAGUUACACCACGACAUGGACGACUACUAAUUCCGAUGGAUCGUCGAAACCGACUCUGGAGUCGUCAUUGUGA
Messenger RNA from Sungouiella intermedia, 297 nucleotides. NCBI's taxonomy places the organism in Eukaryota, Fungi, Ascomycota, Pichiomycetes, Serinales, Metschnikowiaceae. The record is from the annotation of a GenBank genome assembly.